GGGAAUCUGGAGUUCGAUGCACGUCAGUCUGAUGUUGAACGACUUUUCAGAAAAUAUGGGAAGGUUGAGAGGGUGGAUAUGAAAUCAGGAUUACUUGGACUUUCCAUGAUCUUCCUGGAUGGAUGGUUCUCUGCAUCCCUUUUCUGGCUUGUUCCCAAGAUACAUGUUAAUGUUUUUCCGAAAGGACCAAUAUGAUCCUCCAUGGUUCUACCAUCCCACACUUACCUCAGACCAUUGCCCCUUUCCAUUUGUCAUGCUUUGUCAAGUAUUCAAUUCCCAACAUGUUCCACAUAGAAAUCAUGAUCAUCUCGGUACCAAUGGCAGGUUUUGCUUUUGUGUACAUGGAAGAUGAGCGGGAUGCUGAUGAUGCAAUUAGAAGACUUGACAGGAUAGAGUUUGGUAGAAAGGGGCGUAGACUUCGUGUUGAAUGGACCAAGCAAGAACGUGGUAUAAGAAGGCCUGGUGGGAGCCCAAAAAAAUCUUCAUCUAAUUCAAGACCUUCAAAAACUCUGUUUGUUAUAAACUUUGAUCCAAUUCAUACUAGGACAAGGGACCUAGAGAGGCACUUUGACCCUUAUGGAAGAAUAUCAAAUGUGAGAAUCAGAAGGAAUUUUGCAUUUGUGCAGUUUGAGUUGCAGGAAGAUGCCACUAGAGCAUUGGAAGCACUACAUAUGAGCAAGUUUAUGGAUAGAGCUAUUUCGGUUGAGUACGCAAUUCGAGAUGAUGACGACAGAAGAAAUGGUUACAGCCCUGAUAGACGAGGCCGUGAUAUGUCCCCAGAUAGAAGAGGGCAUGGUCGUGGGAGAUCUCCCAGUCCGUACCGCAGGGAUAGGGGAAGCCCUGAUUAUGGUCAUGGAUCAAUCCCAAGUUCAAGAGCGGAGCCUCGGGGAAGUCCUGACUAUGGUAGAGCUGAGAGUCCUGUCAAUGAAAGAUAUCACAGUCGUUCACCGCCACCACGGGAGAGAUCUCGUUCUUGAGAAGGGAAGUUUCAAGUGGCAGUUUGUACGAACAUCUAAUUCAACUCUUUCACUGCAUGUCCUUUAGCAACGCAAUCUGUAGUGCUUGUGCUGUCUGUGGACCUAGUUUAGUUAGUUGACUUGCUCUAUUUUAGUAGCUGUAGACAGAUUCUAUAUGAUUUCUUGGAAUUUUACUUGACUUGUGAUUAUUAUCCUUUGAAUGCUUAAAUUAGUGUUCUGAUUUUUUUGUUUGAAUGCUUCUAGUGUUGUGAUC
Coffea eugenioides is the source of this 1230-nucleotide messenger RNA. RefSeq names its product serine/arginine-rich splicing factor RS41-like. Gene Ontology annotation, cellular component: nuclear speck. Gene Ontology annotation, molecular function: RNA binding. Gene Ontology annotation, biological process: mRNA splicing, via spliceosome. Lineage: Eukaryota; Viridiplantae; Streptophyta; Magnoliopsida; Gentianales; Rubiaceae. The coding region runs from base 192 to 977 and encodes 261 amino acids. The transcript has 6 exons. The record is from RefSeq and is a predicted model, not a curated record.